AGUCUUGCACAGGUAUACCGGCUCCUCCCCUUCAGUCUUGCACAGGUGUACCUGCUCCUCCCCUUCAGUCUUGCACAGGUGUACCGGCUCCUCCCCUUCAGUCUUGCACAGGUGUACCUGCUCCUCCCCUUCAGUCUUGCACAGGUGUACCGGCUCCUCCCCUUCAGUCUUGCACAGGUGUACCGGCUCCUCCCCUUCAUUCUUGCACAGGUGUAUCGGCUCCUCCCCUUCAGUCUUGCACAGGUGUACCGGCUCCUCCCCUUCAGUCUUGCACAGGUGUACCUGCUCCUCCCCUUCAGUCUUGCACAGGUGUACCGGCUCCUCCCCUUCAGUCUUGCACAGGUGUAUCAGCUCCUCCCCUUCAGUCUUGCACAGGUGUACCGGCUCCUCCCCUUCAGUCUUGCACAGGUGUACCUGCUCCUCCCCUUCAGUCUUGCACAGGUGUAUCGGCUCCUCCCCUUCAGUCUUGCACAGGUGUAUCGGCUCCUCCCCUUCAGUCUUGCACAGGUGUACCGGCUCCUCCCCUUCAGUCUUGCACAGGUGUACCGGCUCCUCCCCUUCAGUCUU
Molecule: messenger RNA, 567 nt
Organism: Staurois parvus
Lineage: Eukaryota; Metazoa; Chordata; Amphibia; Anura; Ranidae
Source: the annotation of a GenBank genome assembly